AUGCCACCUAAAAGAAAUAUAAAAUCAAAUAAUAUACCCAAUAGAAGAUCAAAAUCAACAUCAACAUCAUCAAAUUCAUUUUCAUCAACAGAUUUAGACGUGUCAUAUUUUACAAAAGAUACUAUAAAUGAUACAAAUAUUAAUAAUAUAAUAGAUAUAAUAAAUGAAAAUGUUCAUACAAAAGCUGAUACAAUUUUAACAAAAUAUAGAGAUAUAAAUGAUCAACUACGAGAAAAUGAUCAUUUAUUAAUUCAACAAUUACAAGAAGAAAAUGAAAAAUUAAAAGAAAAAAUUGAAGAUUUAGGUUAUAUAAAUGAAUAUAAAUCACCAAUUAAAAAAUAUAUAAUAAAAGAUUCAGAUUUUGAAAAAGAAAGAGAAAAUAUAAGUUUUUCAUUUGAUCUUUUAGAACUUAUGACUGGAGUUAAAAUUAUAAAUUAUGAAGAAAAUAAUAAUGAAAUUCAAUGUGAUAUAAUACAAAGUAGUAAUGAUAAAAGUAUAUGGAUUGAAUAUCAAUUAAUUAUAAACAAACUAGAUACAAAACAAAUUAAUUAUAUUCCUAAAUUUUUACAUGAUGAUCAAGAACAACAACAAAAUGAAACAAAUAAAUUGAAUUUAAAAAAAUUGAAUAAAAUUUUACCAGAUUAUUUAAUGGAAUAUUUAUCAUUUCCUGGUGAAUCAUUAGCACAAUUUUAUAAUAAAGUGAAUAAAGCUUUAAAUCAAAAGUAUUAA
This is a messenger RNA of Lodderomyces jiufengensis, 729 nucleotides long. RefSeq lists its product as uncharacterized. The record is from RefSeq and is a predicted model, not a curated record. Gene Ontology annotation, cellular component: mitotic spindle; chromosome, centromeric core domain; nucleolus. The transcript has a single exon. NCBI's taxonomy places the organism in Eukaryota, Fungi, Ascomycota, Pichiomycetes, Serinales, Debaryomycetaceae. Bases 1 to 729 code for a protein of 242 amino acids. Gene Ontology annotation, biological process: homologous chromosome segregation; meiotic sister chromatid segregation; attachment of mitotic spindle microtubules to kinetochore. Gene Ontology annotation, molecular function: protein binding; microtubule site clamp.